AUGGCUAUCAUUCGCGACAUUCCCGGUGUCAAAGUCAGCAUCGAGUCCAAAGGGGGGCCGUUGAAAGAAUAUGAUGACGACGAUGAGAGCGAUAGCAAUUGGAAGCUCAAAGAUGUUACAUCCUCGAAAAGGAGGAGAAUCUCUAAAUAUAUAGAGUGUGAAUCAGAUGCAGAAUUCAACAUUAAACUCGAGAUCACGAGGGCAUUCGACCUGGCCGAGAAAACCGGCCAAUAUGAUAGCAUCACGUUUCUAGCUCUAGUUGACGGAAAUCCGGUUGCUCGUAAUACUCCUCUAUAUGAAGACUUUCAGCCGAGGGAUUGGUCUGGCUCCAUUGAUGGAUCGUAUAUGAGAGUCAGCCCAACGGAGGUGUCUUACCGUCCUCUAAAAUUCUGCUCGAUCACGAGGGUGGAGUCUACGGAUACUGCCCGUGUUAAACUUGAUAUGGAGCGAAUUGCUGGUCUUGGGGAGAUAGUCGUCUUGCUUCAUCGCACAUGUCACUACUCCCUUCCUCGACAUCCGGCUUUUGUAAAUAACAAAUUGCCGAAAACCAUUACGGAGGUUGCAGAGAAGGCAUUGAAGGGUCAGGCCUUAUCACAUGGAAUUGCAUUCGGCCCUGAGCGACGAAUGUAUUCGAAGCCCACAUAUGUCAAGUUUCCAGACGGCAAGGAAAAUCCCUUAGGUGUUUUCCGCUUUAAGUACCGUUCUCAUGAAGCCCUCCAAGCGGAAUGCAUCAUUCCUCGGUCACCCUCCCCUGGCGAAGACUCCACGGCGAAGAGGAUUGCCAAUCUGAAGAGAGAAAUUGCCAGUAUUAAGGAGGAAGAAGAGGUCACGCUAGUAGGAGCACGAAGGAGACCUGCGGACGAUGACGGCUCCCAAAUUCCGCGAAGCGGAAAGCGAUAUAAGACCACCCGCGGAGAAGAUGGCCAGACCGUCGUUGACCUCACUGACGACUGA
Molecule: messenger RNA, 954 nt
Organism: Amorphotheca resinae ATCC 22711
Lineage: Eukaryota; Fungi; Ascomycota; Leotiomycetes; Helotiales; Amorphothecaceae
Exons: 5
Coding region: 1-954 (317 amino acids)
Source: RefSeq, a predicted model, not a curated record